Molecule: messenger RNA, 720 nt
Organism: Protopolystoma xenopodis
Lineage: Eukaryota; Metazoa; Platyhelminthes; Monogenea; Polystomatidea; Polystomatidae
Source: the annotation of a GenBank genome assembly
AUGUCUACGGAAAUCAAGAGCAGUCCUGCUGAGUUUAUUUCGCUUAUUCCCGGUUAUAUCGCCUCCAGGCUAAAGUAUAGAUCUGAAAAGAAUCCAAAGCCUGGCUUGGUCACCAGACCGACUCGUUUGGUCUUCUUUCGGCUCAGUGUUAACGCCGGUUUUACUCGCCAUGCCCCACUUAGCCUCUUGUCUCUGACCGUCGGCGUCCGGUCCUUCCCCCUAUUUUACUUCCCUCAUCUCGGCCAGUCCAAAUUGCUCUCCUCCGCUCCGCCAAGCAAACCUUGUACCACCCGGUUUUUCCUAUCUGGCAGGCAUCUUUUCCCGGUCAGAAACACGACUUUUUGUACACCAUUUGAAAGGGCUCUUGGAAGCCGCGAUACAGUCGCUCUUUUGGCGAUGCCCACUAUGCGGGCUUCUGCUUCCUCCACUGCCGAUUCGUCAUUCUCUCCGGAGGGUCGCUUCCGGUCGGGUGGGUCGUGCGAAACCCUCUCGCUCCGUCCUACAUGUAGUCCUAUAGACUCGACCGAAUCUUUAGGUUACUCUGGCUCUAGCUUCGCGGAGUUGCUAUCACCAGCACGUCCUAAUAACCAACUUCAUCUCGUCACAGUAUCCUAUCGUCAUUCAGUGAGGACCCUUUCUCUUCAAGCUCAAUCUGGCCCAAAUUUCUCGGAUUUUUUUGUCGUCCCUGUUUCUCUGCUACUUUAUCAGGCCUCCAAAUAG